GUCAAAUAUGUUGGACUUGAAAUUUAUGCAUCCCAACCUGCCUCACCUUAUCGGGGCUUCAAGCUCUAAUGAGCGGGGAGCGCUGUUCUCGGUGUAUGAUCUCGAUAUCAAGCACCGGUUUGUAGAUGUCAUCCCGUCAUGGUCGGCGAUCGAUUCCGAUAUCAUUCUCAAUUCUUUGCUAGACAAAAUGAGUCGCGAUUUAAUAAGUGGCCUGAAUCAUUUAUGGGAACAAAGGUGUUUGUUUGCUUCUGACGGAAGCAUAGACUGUCUUUUUCUUUGUGACGCCCGCGGCCGAUUCGUCAUCUCGCUCCCUCCGGAAACGGCCAGCUCCGACUCCCCUGCGAACGAUAUGGAAGAGCUUUAUUUUAUGGAGGGUGACACCCACCAUAACGCUGAGGUCCUUAGAACGAUAAGCAGGCGGAUGAAGACAACACCUCUGUUCUGUGUUGGUUUCAUGUGGGGAUAGGAUU
This is a messenger RNA of Desarmillaria tabescens, 470 nucleotides long. RefSeq lists its product as uncharacterized. The transcript is spliced from 8 exons. Bases 8 to 466 code for a protein of 152 amino acids. Lineage: Eukaryota; Fungi; Basidiomycota; Agaricomycetes; Agaricales; Physalacriaceae. The record is from RefSeq and is a predicted model, not a curated record.